CACCGGCAAAAAAGGAAAACAAUCUGUAGCAAAGCAAAGGGUUCAAGCCCAAAGAAAUAUUCCUUUCCUUUGGGCUGGGCGGCCCAAAAUCUGAAAGUAUAUCAAUCAGAAAGCUCAACAGACUAACGUUGCGUUGUCAAAAUCCUGAACGGGACGUAAGGAACAAAGUCCACAACCAUGGCGAGCGAGCCUCUUCCCUUCGCCUCUGCUGCCACGAGUUCACAAGAAAGACGACAGCGUUCAAUAUUCGACCUCCCAGCCAACUUCUUCGAUUCUUGUCGCUUACUUUCUCCUUCUUUAGCUUCAGUUUUCGAGCCCCUCUCAAUUUCUGAGAAAUUUUCUCUAGAAAACCAAAAUAACACCGACGAAACGGAAGCAGAGAGUUCCAAAAACGGCGUCGCCGUGCCCAGAUGGACUUGCAACACCUGCAAGGUCGAGUUUGACUCUCUCCAGGACCAGCGCUCCCACUUCAAAUCCGAUAUUCAUCGUUUCAACGUAAAAUUAAGCAUUGCUGGUAAGGAUAUUGUAAAGGAAGAAGAUUUCGAUGAGUUGACUACGGAUUCUUUCAAAGACUAUGAGGUUUCGAGUAUUUCAGGAUCUGAGGAUGAAGCUGUUAAGGGAGCUUAUCCCCGCAACGAUGCGCAGACGGGACCGAUUGAAAAUAUUAGGCAGAAGUUGUUUAUCCGUCUUCAAACGGGAGAGAGAAUUUCAAUUUGGAAAUCUUUAAUAUUGAACGAGUCGGAAAGUGUUUCAUAUGAGAAUGAUAAAGAAGUGUGGAAUGAUAAUGGUGGGUGCUUGACAGAAAAUGAGGUGAUUGAGAGAUUGAAAACUUUGAUUCAAGAGACUAGGGGUGAUGGACGUUUCAGGAUUGUGCUGCUUUCUAGUGGUGGCCACUUUGCUGGCUGUGUCUUUGAUGGUAAAUCGGUGGUGGCUCACAAAACAUUCCACAGAUAUGUGGUAAGGGCCAAGGCUGGUAAGAAACAGUCAUCGAAAGAUGCAACUGGGAAGGCUGCACAUUCUGCUGGAGCUGCACUCCGGCGGCAUAAUGAACUUGCAUUGAAGAAGGAAAUUCAAGAGUUGCUUGCUUCUUGGAAGUCUUAUUUUGAUGCUUCCCCCUGUGUUUUCUUUCACGCUCCUUCAAGCAAUCGUAAUGUGCUCUUUAAUGGGGAUAAACCUUAUUUCAGUCACCAGUUCUGUGCUAUUCGAAAUGUUCCAUUGACUGUUCGGAGGCCCACCUUAAAGGAAGCCAAGAGAAUAUAUAACCAGCUUACACAAGUUGCUUAUGAAGUGGAGGAAAAGGAAAUUCCACGUGGCACCAAAGAAGGUUUAUUAUUAAGUGGUAGCACCAUUGAUAAUGGCAAACAAGAUUUAUACAAAGAGGAAUUAGAGCACAACUUGAAUUGUAGGGAUGCUUCUAAAAUUCAUUCCAUCAAUGUAAAAUCUGAUGUUAUAUCAAGUGAGAGUGAUAGUGAAGCUAUUUGUAUUUCAACACCUUUGCAUGAAGCAGUACUAUCCGGAGAUGCUCAAAAAGUUCUGGAACUCCUAGAGCUGGGUUUAGAUCCCUCUAUUAAGGAUGAAAGAGGGCGAACCCCAUAUAUGCUGGCCAAUGAGAAGGAAAUCAGGAAUAUUUUUAGACGAUACAUGGCCAUAAACCCUGAUAAGUGGGAUUGGAAAUCUGCUAAAGUACCUAGUGCGUUAACCAAAGAAAUGGAGGAAUCUCAAGCGGCCAAGCAGGCAGAGAAAGAUGCUAAGAAGAAAGCUAGAGCAAAGGAACUAAAGAAAUUGCGUAGAGCCAGGGAAAAGAAAGCUCAGGCUGAGGCUUCCCAGUCUCAGAAUACUUCAGCAGUUUCACAUAACCAGGCCAGACCUUCAGAUUCAAAGGGACAAUCUCAACCCGUUGGUGGAUCUCAGAUCUCUAAAGAGGAGGAACUGAAGAGAGCACAGAUUGUUGAGAGGGAAAAGAGAGCAGCUGCUGCUGAGAGGAGGAUUGCUGAAGCAGCAGCAGCAGCAGCUGCCCGUGACGCUCAAGGCAGUAGCAGAAACGUAGGAUCAACCACUGCACAAUCCAAAAGUGGAUUAGCAGGUGAUAUUAGUUGCUCCUGUUGUAAUACAUCAUUGGCUGGAAAAGUUCCCUUUCACAGGUAUAAUUACAAGUAUUGCAGCACUUCAUGCAUGCAUGUUCACAGAGAAAUUCUUGAAGAUGGAUAACUUCAGUGGUUGAAGUUAUAAUGAUUUAAAUUUUCUAUUUCAACUAAGGCAUAGCUGAAACUUGAUUCCAUUUUCUGAUUAUUAUGCUUCAUAUUUUCCAUGCUCAUUCACAAAUGGAGGA
Messenger RNA from Durio zibethinus, 2329 nucleotides. RefSeq lists its product as uncharacterized. The record is from RefSeq and is a predicted model, not a curated record. Gene Ontology annotation, biological process: ERAD pathway. Gene Ontology annotation, molecular function: protein binding. Lineage: Eukaryota; Viridiplantae; Streptophyta; Magnoliopsida; Malvales; Malvaceae.